Molecule: messenger RNA, 637 nt
Organism: Anarrhichthys ocellatus (wolf-eel)
Lineage: Eukaryota; Metazoa; Chordata; Actinopteri; Perciformes; Anarhichadidae
Product: transcription factor E4F1-like
Exons: 2
Coding region: 28-525 (165 amino acids)
Source: RefSeq, a predicted model, not a curated record
GCAGGAGUCGUAGAGGAUCGCGUUGCAAUGGCUGCUCAGCAGCAUGAGGUUGUGGUUGUGGAACAACAGCCAGAGGAGCAGGAGAUGGUCGAAGCUCAGACUGCUGUCGUCAGUGUGGUAGAGGCCGAUUCCCAAGAGGUUCUCCAUCAGGUUCACUUCACAAUGGAGGUGAAUGGAAUGACACAGGAGCAACAGGUUGUGGUAGAGCAGUCUCAGGCGGAAGCCCUGGCUGCUGCUGCAGCAGCAAGCGACAACCUCGUCUGCGAGGCCAUCAUCAAUUCUGGCUUCGCACUGGGGACAGAGGAAGCCGUGGUUGAGGAGACCUCGGAGGAAACUGAGGAAAUAGAAAAAGAGGUUUCUGACUGUCCUGAUGUUGAUGAGAGUGUCACUGAGAUCCAGGUGAAGGAAGAGUUUGUGGAGAUGGAGACGGAGGUAAAGAUGACAGUAAUUAGUAAUAACCAGUACGUUUACUGUAUUGCUUUCUGCAGUUUGUCCUUUUUAAAUAUUAGUUUGACAUUACUCUAAAAGUACUAGAACUGACUGCUCAAAAGUCAAAGUCAGCUUUAUUGUCCAUCCAUCCAUCCAUUUUCCUCCGCUUAUCCGGGGUCGGGUCGCGGUGGCAGCAGGCCAAGCAGGC